Messenger RNA from Striga hermonthica, 411 nucleotides. NCBI's taxonomy places the organism in Eukaryota, Viridiplantae, Streptophyta, Magnoliopsida, Lamiales, Orobanchaceae. The record is from the annotation of a GenBank genome assembly.
AUGUCCCGUUAUGAUGUCUCCGUGAGAUCAUCAUCCAUGGCGACAACUAACGGAAAAUCAAAAAAUAGUGAAGGCAGGACGGCGCCAAUGUCGUCUAUGGAUCCAUCAAGUCUGGCGAGGUUGGGUUGCGAUUGCUUCUUUGCCCUCUCGAAUGUGGUUGUCCGAAAGGCAUGUUGUUCAGUGGGUGUUGUCUUGCCCUUUUAUUCUACGUUCAAGGCCAUUGAAGCAAGGGAUGAAAAUGAAGAACAUAAAUGGCUCAUGUACUGGGCCGCUUAUGGAUCCUUUAGUCUUGCUGAGGUGUUCACUGAUAAUAUACUUUACUGGUGUCCUUUUUACUAUCAAAUGAAGUUUGCAUUUCUUGUGUGGAUACAACUUCCAUAUGUUGACGGACAAAGCAGCUGUAUAUCAUGA